Molecule: messenger RNA, 4403 nt
Organism: Ctenopharyngodon idella (grass carp)
Lineage: Eukaryota; Metazoa; Chordata; Actinopteri; Cypriniformes; Xenocyprididae
Gene: rnf167
Product: ring finger protein 167
Exons: 10
Coding region: 308-1543 (411 amino acids)
Biological process (GO): protein ubiquitination; positive regulation of DNA-templated transcription; ubiquitin-dependent protein catabolic process
Cellular component (GO): nucleoplasm; cytoplasm
Molecular function (GO): ubiquitin protein ligase activity
Source: RefSeq, a predicted model, not a curated record
GAUAAUUGCAGUUCUCGCACUUCCUGUUGGCCUUGCAAAACUGUAAACAAAUGUGAGAUCGUAGUUCCACGAAGGGUCAAAUCAGCCAAGCAUCCCGUGAAACCGAUACAGAUCAAUGAGCUCUGAGCUUCGAGAAGGAACUUUUGGAAGAAUAAGCGGCGUGUUGCAGCGAUUAUAGCUGUAUCAAAGCAACGACGCGAGUGGAAGACAUUAGCUGUCCGCUCGGGAAUACAAGUGAUAAGCCAGCUAGCUGGCAGUCGCUUGAACAGUCUUCAUCGCCCUUCAUCAGGGCCCAGCCUAAUUCAGGAUGGUGUGUGUGGGGACUCUGGGUGUCUCUGUCCUUGUCUUAUGCUUCGCUCUGGCACCCUCUCCUGGUCAGGCAUAUAUAUAUGCUCAUUACAGUAACAUGACCUCCAUGCUGUUCGAAGAUCUGCCUGCUCUCUUUGGCUCUCCUCUGCCAAAAGAUGGACUCACGGGUGUGCUGGUUGAAGCUCGUCCUCAGAACGCUUGCACACCUAUAGAUCCUCCUCCAGUUUCUCCCACACCCUCCGAUCCCACUACAAACAGCACUACAAAAUACAUCGUCCUCAUUCGACGCUACGACUGUAACUUUGAUAUCAAGGUGUUCCAUGCACAGAGGGCUGGUUUCAGUGCAGCAAUAGUUCACAACAUGUACUCUAAUUCACUUCUCAGUAUGGGAUACAGCAAUGAGACCAUUGCAGAGGAGAUCGAGAUUCCCUCUGUGUUCACAAGCUACUAUGCCUCUCAAAUACUGCGCAGCUUUAUCAUACCAGAGAAAGGGGCCUAUGUGAUUCUGAAGCCUGAGUUCUCCUUUCCUCUGUCCUACUAUCUCAUCCCCUUCACUGGAGUCGUGGGCAUGAUCAUCAUUGUCAUGGUCAUCAUACUGAUUGUGCGGUGCGUGCAGCACAGGAAGAGACUUCGGAAAAACAGACUCUCCAAAGAACAGCUGAGGAAAAUCCCCACUCACAAGUUUGUUAAAGGUGAUGAGUAUGAUGUGUGCGCGAUUUGCCUGGAUGAAUAUGAAGAGGGAGAUAAGCUGAGAGUGCUGCCGUGUUCACAUGCUUACCACUGCAGGUGUGUGGACCCCUGGCUCACCCAAACCAAGAAAACCUGCCCGGUGUGCAAGCAACGUGUGACCCGUCCCAACCCAGAACACUCUGAGUCUUCAGAUUCUGAGGAAGAGGCAGGGCCGCGCGAGGCUGGCGAGGAAGAGGAAGGAGUAAUCAGUGAGGCCGAUUCUGAGCGCACCCCUCUCCUUCGUUCAUCCAACCCUGCGUCUCCUGCCUCUUCCAGCCCGCCUCCGAAUUACGCCUCCACCGUAACGUCCCCGGCAGCCGUGGCUACGGUAACAACCUCCGCACAGUGCUUGCCGCACACACUGCAGCAUGACGUGCCCCUCCUGGGCCAGGAUGAGUACUGCUCACCCAUAGAGGACUCGGAUGAAGCUACUGAUGAUGAGGAGGGUCACCCCUCAGAUAACGACACCACAGAGCUUAUUGGACGCGGCGCUCUACGAGUCUGAGCCAUUGAUUUAAAAACGGCCCUUUAUCUCGGUCACUUUGGUUGUUCUAGCGAUCCAUUUUCUCUGAUGUCUAUCACAGAUUUUGGAUUUUUACACCCCUUUUUUUGAGAUGCAUUUUGUCUCAGUCCAGUCUCACUGAGAUGCACGUCCAUCACACUUUUAGUUAUAGCUAAAUCAUCCAACACUAAACAGCAUAUGUGUUACAUUUUAUAGUUCCUGACAAAAAUACACAGAUUGGUGUGGUUCACAAAAUCAUUUGUUCUCCUAAAAUGUCCAAAUCAAAGUUAAAGGUAAUGGAAAAACUAUUUGAAGUUGCUGACAGCGUUUCUUGACAAAAUAGUCAAUACAUAAAUAAAUUAAAACACAUCAUUUACUCACCCUCAUGUCAUUCCAAACCCAUAUAAAUUUCUUUCUUCUGUGGAACACUACGGAGCCCCGCACAUGACAUGCAGGGGAAAAAGUAAAUCGUGCACAUGAUUUACUAAUUCGUUCCCUCGAUUUAUAAAUCGUUCACAUGUUUUACUAUUUCGUUCCCUCGAUUUAUAAAUAGUGUGCAUGAUUUAGCAAAUCAAGGGAAUGAAUUCAUGCGUACGAUUUAUGAAUUGAGGGAACAAAUUAGUAAAUCGUACACACAAUGUAGCCUACUAUUUCUUUUUUUUCCUGCAUGUCAUGUGCUGGGCUCCAUUUUUGCAGGAUGUUUUGCAGUGUAUGACAUAUGACAACACUGCACUUUUUUUUUUUUUUAUAAUCUGACACACCUAUUUCAGGUGUUGGAGUCUCUACUAAUGAGCUAAAUAGGGAAACACUGUUCUACAAGACAAAAAAAGACCUGUCAAACCUGGACACGUGUGAAGCCUAAAUAUGUGGAAGUGCAAAUGAGAUUUUCUAACUGUGGUGCAGGAGCAGAUUUUCAGUGAAUGAUGACUAGUUCAUCCAAAAAUGAAAAUUCUGUCAUCAUUUACACACCCUCAUGUCGUUCCAAACCCAUGAGAUUUUUUUUUUUGUUCCUUUAGAACACAAAUGAAGAUAUUUUUAGUAUUCUCUCAUCCUUUUUGUCCCUCUACUGAAAGUCCAAACAACCAAAACGUUAACGCAUUACAACAAAAAGAUAACCAUAUCCAUCCAUAUGAAUUGAGUGGUUUAAUCCAAGACUUCUAUAGAGACACGAUCACUUUAUAUGAUGAACAGAUUAAAUUUAAUUUAGUAUAGUAAACAAAAACAAAAUAUACUUGCUUGAUGCACAAGAAUCAAUGAGGUUUGUUCUCAGGCGUCAUGUGAGUACAGUUGAGUUUUGUUUACCAUGUUUGAUGUGCUCUAUGUAUGUGCGUUGAUCAAUGUUUAUGAGAAUGAAAGACUAAAUUAAAUCUGUUCAUCAUAUAAAGUGAUCGAGUCUCUUUAGAAGACGUGGAUUAAACCGCUGUAUUACUUUUACAAUCUCUUUGUGAACUUUUUUUAGGUGUCAAAGUUUUUGGUUUCAUUAAAAAUCUUCAUUUGUGUUUCAAAGAUGAAUUAAAUUCUUACGGCUUUGGAAUCACAUGAGGGUGAAUAAAUGAUAUUUUUGGGUGAACUAUGCUUUUAAAUUCUGCUGUGUUCCUCGCACAAAGCUGUCGUUUGGCUUCACAAGAUAUAGAAUGUAGCACAUGAGUCAUAUGGAUUAUUUUUAUGCUUUUUAAUGGUGAUUAUUGUCUUUUUGUGAGCUUGGUUAGCUUAUGAAAAAGAGCAGCCUCCUUUAUAAUGCUAAAUUUCUUAGUUUGUGUUAAAAAAAAAAAAAAAAAAAAACUCAACACGUGGGUGAGUAAAUACAAUUUUGGGGAAACGAUUCCUGUAAGUUGGUGGUUCCUGCCUGGUCACCAUUUAUGUGCAAUACGGACAGGUUGCCAGUUUGUAAAUGAAUACUAAUAUUUUAUUUAUACCUACAGAGGUCGCACAGAAAUGAUUGCAGACUUCUGAAUUAGCGUCUUUGAUAAGUAAAUUCUUUUAUGUUAUUUUUAGUAAACACCUGCAUUGAUCAACCUGUUUAAGUGAUCAAAUCAUACCAUUCACACAGAAUUCACUUUAAGAGCCUGAUGAUUUAGAACAUAUUUGGUUGGUUAUUACAACAAAAUCCUUUAUAAACGGUUAUUUUUUUGUUAUUUUCAAUACAUAAACUGACUUUCUGAACUAGUUCCUUGCAGACCUCUCUCUCUCUCUCUACAUUAUGUAAAGGCAUUAUUCUCUCUUAUUUACAAAGAUUGCAGUUGAAAUAGUUUUAUUAUUGUUAUUGAUGCAAGCUAAAUGGACUAACAGUCUUAUUCUUUGUUUAAUAUAGACAUUUACCAUUUAAAUGCUAGCUGCUGUUUCAGAUUUAAAUUGGCUUUGAUCAUGAAUGACAGUGUAUAGACUUAAUGGCAGUGUUUAUUACCUUUUUACUGUCCUCUUAGGUUCCAUCUUUCAUCUCAAAUGAAUAAGAACCUGUGUCUAUACUAAAUAAACAUGUGCCUACUUCAAAUUUUCAUUUGUAAAUGUAAUACCAUCCAUCUCUUCCACUGAAUCACUGAUCGGUCAAAUGAAUAUUCACUGUCACAUGUCUGUUUUUCUUUCCCAAGUUUUAUCAUUGUGAUUUUGGUUUCAGUUUUUUGACAUCACGCAUUCAGAUAUGUUUGUGUCUCCUUUUAAAAAUAUAAAGCAAAUAACACUGUAAAGAAUCAUAGGGUUUGCACCUGUAGUAUGCUGAAACAACAUCUUUUAUUAUGUCUACUCUGUAAAUAAUGUUCAAUCCGUGUCUGUGUUUAAUCAUUGAGUGCUGCAUUCUAAUUGAUUGAAGAUUUAUUUAGGAUUGUACCAUUGCUUCAUUUUGUGCCAUAAAAAUAAUUUUACUAUC